AUGUAUUUAACACGCCUCCCCCUUCAGUUCCCUCAUCGCCUUCUGCCUCGUUUCCCCUCUUCUGCUCUCCCCAACGCCCUCUGCCGCGCUUACCCACCAACCAUGGCCUCCGAGGGUCAUAACCCGGAUGAGGAGAUGACGCUCGCUGACGUCGAACUGCAGCUCGACGCGGAAGAGCUUCAUCUAGACGACCUCCCUGACGAUUCGCUCCUCGCAGACCCUCCUUCUAACGGCGCCCCCGCUCCCAAGAAGCUCUGCACUGAGGGAGACGUCUCUGACAAUGCCCCUGCCCCCUCCUCCGCGGCUCCCCUUGUUUCGAAUACCUCAGGCCAGCUGCCCAACGCCCACGCCCUGUCUGCUGCGCCUCCCGCAACCACGGUGGCCUCUCCUCCCUCCGCUGCACCCCCCAUCUCACUCGCGUUGGCGACUCCCUCUGCUGCCCCUGUUGUCUCUCCAUCUGCAGCAGAUCCGCCGCGCCAGCGCGCCUCUGCUGCUGCCAGCGGCGUUCCUGAGGACCAGGCGGACCACGCUGACACCUCAACCAUCUCGCGCAACCUUCGCCGCCGUCGCGCGGCGAUUUCGAUCCCUGUUAUGCCCCGCAGGAGACUCGCGGUGGUGGAAAUCCUGUUCCCUGAGGCGGGAGCGGAGGCUAACCGCGCCGACCUGAUCACGCGCAUUUCGAGGCACCUGCAUCCGUUUCAUUUCCAUGACGCCGACGACUUCAAAAGCCUCUUCCCGCUCACGUUCCAUCUCCCCAACUCCCGCUCUGUGGUGCUGAAAGUUUACGUUAAUUUUUACCCGCGUUUCACUUCGGCUAAAGCAGGAGGUGCCACCACGCUGACCCUUCGCAACGUCCCCCCGGGUUACGCCGCGGAGGACCUCCGCACCUUCCUGAUGCACCAGGACGCUGUGGGCGAACCCUCCUCGCUCGCUGACCUCCAGUUUUUCCACCAGAUCAAGGACCCGUAUGAGGAUAUGUAUCUUCCUAUCUUCACUGGAAUCCCGCUACCCCCGCAGGAUGAUCCCUGCUUUCUUCGCAUCCCCGCGGUCUUCAACUUCGAGUUUGGUUCGCCCCCAGCUGUGCUCAACAUUUCUUCUCAUGUGUGUACCUUCUGCGGCAACAAUCACCGUGACGCAGACCAUGAGAUCUUCCCCACCAAGAGCAGGCAGAGCCUGACUAACAGGCAGCAGCUCUCGGUCGCUCAGCUGCAGCAAGCUGACAGUAAGGCCGCCCCAUUGCUCUGUCCCCUUUCCCCCCUCGUUGCUGCCUUUAAUCCUUUGUCCAUCUGGCUGUUUUGGCUCUACCUCUGCUAUUUAACCUUCUCGGCUCUCUGGUUGUGCUUGCAAUCCCUCCCCUACUCCAUACCCGUCCUCACCCUCUAUGCUCUCCGCACCCCACCCUAA
Molecule: messenger RNA, 1404 nt
Organism: Closterium sp. Yama58-4
Lineage: Eukaryota; Viridiplantae; Streptophyta; Zygnematophyceae; Desmidiales; Closteriaceae
Source: the annotation of a GenBank genome assembly